Trachymyrmex septentrionalis is the source of this 2634-nucleotide messenger RNA. RefSeq lists its product as uncharacterized. Gene Ontology annotation, cellular component: membrane. Gene Ontology annotation, molecular function: glutamate-gated receptor activity. The coding region runs from base 1 to 2634 and encodes 877 amino acids. The transcript has 12 exons. The record is from RefSeq and is a predicted model, not a curated record. NCBI's taxonomy places the organism in Eukaryota, Metazoa, Arthropoda, Insecta, Hymenoptera, Formicidae.
AUGGCUACUGUGUUCACAAAAGUAUUCGAGGAGCUCACAAGUCAUCUUAAUUUCACCGUGAAUAUUGUCUCACAAAAGCUCGAAUACGGUAUACGGAAUCGACAAACUCUCAUCUGGUCUGGAGUAAUGGGAGAGAUCGUAUAUGGCCGCGCGGAUUUCGCAAUCGCCGACGUGGCGUUGACGAGUUUUCGAAUUUGUUUUGUCGAUUUCACGCUGCCCUUGGUCGUAUCUAAAAUCAAUCUGUAUUUCAAAGAACCGGGAAUAUGUGGCGUCAAGUGGAUCGGCUACUUUCAGACUUUCAGUUCGCGCACUUGGGUUACAAUUAUCAUGUUGAUAACGACCGCACCGUUACUCUUAUUCUUCAUGAAAACAUGCCGCGAUCAAUCACGAAGUACCGUGGAUCUGAUCUCUGAGAAUUUCAUCUGCAUUUGGGGUAUCUUUUGCCAGCAGGCGCUUAUAGAAUUUCCGAAAAGUUCAUCACUGCGUGUCGCGUACUUCACGAUACUUUUGGCGGCGGUGCUAAUAAUGGCUCACUAUUCAGCGGCAUUAAUUUGCUUCUUGUCGGCGUGUAUUCACGUCUUACCUUUUCAAACGCUAGACGAAUUCGUUAACGAUGGUACCUAUAAAUUAAUCGUGAUACGCGAUAGUGCCGAUUAUGACAUAGUCACCGUAUGCAACGAGAAAAAUGUUGUUUUUAUGGCGACGAGUGCUCAAAAGAAAAGCCUAGAAAAGAAGUUACCUUGUAAGUUAUCAAGCAUCACUACUGAGAGGAUAAACAAUUUAGCAAUCAUCCUUUCCAAGGAUAAUCCAUACACAGGCGUGAUAAAUUAUUAUUUGCAGAAAUUUUUGAACAACGGUAUGAUAAUGCGUUUGAGGCAGACAUAUUCAUCGCAGUUGAUUGAAAAUAAGAUUUUCAAGCCGGUUUAUUUAUUUAACGUCAUUCCAAUUUUGGCAAUUCUUUGCGAUUUAAAAACGACGACAUUGGUGCAUACAUUGUCGCGCGAACUCUCACAGCAGCGAGUCAUGAUUAUGACCAUAACUUUUUCAAAUUUGAUGAGCAAAUACAAUAAUUACCAGAAGAAUAUCAGGCUGCCCUUAUUCGUCGUUCUCCUCGACACCGAGGAGACCAUAUGCGAAUUCGCCAAGACCACGAAGGGCAUAAAACCCAUUUCUUUCCCUAUCUGGUUGGUUGUGUUUCUUCAGCAUCUUGGAAACCCGCUUAAAGACUACUGCACGCAUCCUGCCAAUAACAUAUUUAACGUGGACGUCAGCACCCAGAUGCUGAUCCUGUGCUACAAUCGCCCGAUUCUAGUCGAGUGGUAUGCUAUUCGUGAUAAUUAUACUAAAACGUUUGAUCUGGCUACAUGGUCUCCUGAUAGAGGUCUGACCCUAAGAACACAAGAAAAUCUGUACGCCAGGAGGAGCGACAUGUUUGGUGAUGUUGUACGCGUGACGGUUGUAAAUAACUCGCCAUUAGUCACGCUGAAGAACGGUACGAUGGAUGGAUUUUUUGGUUUGCUACUGAUAGAGCUCAGCAAAGCGAUGAACUUUACGAUAAAGAUUCUGGAUCCAGUGGACUCAUUCGGUAGUUGGGAUCCGCAGAAUGGUUGGUCAGGUGCGAUUGGCAAGUUGGUGAACAAUGAAGCUGACAUCGGCAUAGCCGCAUUCACAGUAACAAACGAUAGACUAAACGACGUCGACUUUUCGAUACCAUUGAUACGUACACAAUACCGCCUCUAUUUGCACGAGCCCAUCACGCCUUACGUGCAAUGGUUCUGGUACUUUAAGGUAUUUAGUCCUGGAGUUUGCGUUAAAUUAAUAAUGAUAAUAAUAAUUGCUUCUAUUUUGUUGACUGUUAUUAAAGCAAAAGGAUUCUCGAUGAGCAUAAUAUCUGACAACUAUAUUAAAGUUUGGGGUAUUUAUUGCCAGCAAGGUCUGCCGGUAAUAAUUCUGUCCUCCUAUUUCGCCUCAUUGAUCAGUUAUUUGGCACUCAAUACAGCUAAACUGCCUUUUUCCACUUUGGAGGGAUACGUUGAGGACGGCACUUACAAAUUACUCGUUCUACAAAACAGCGCUGAAUACGACAUUCCUCUUUAUACCAAGGACCCCUUAUUACUGAAAAUGUACGAAUUGCGGGAAGAUAAGGAAUAUUUACCAUUUAAUUUGUUUGAGGGAUUCAAGAAAAUUUGCGAGCGGAUGGACUUGGCGUUUUAUACGACGGAAGUAUUCAAAAACUAUUUGAGCAUUUAUAUACAGUGUGAGCUGGUAUAUAUUAAUACCGGAAGAAUCGAUAAUAAUGCGAUAACUUUAAAGAAAGGAAGUCCUUAUACUGGCUUUAUAAAUUACCAUUUGAGGCGAUUUCAACUUAACGGCGUUGUAAAUAAGUUAAAAAACAAGAAUCCCUCAACAAUUUCAAUGAAGAGCGUUGGUAAUUUUACGGUUGAUAUAACCGAUGUAACGCCAAUUUUAACAAUUGUAAUAGGCAGUACGGUCCUGUCAUUAUUUAUCUUGAUAAUCGAGAAAGUGUAUUAUUCAUUUAAAACUCCAAACUUUAAGAAUGAUGAAUCCAUUACGAAAUUCACCUACAAUCUUAACGUGAGAAAUAAAUUGCGGAAGGAAUACGAGAAGGACUAA